CUUCUCCACACUUUUUUAUUUCUCUUUGUCAUAACAGAAACAUGUCCUCUGACGCACCACCAAAACCCUUGCCAUUCCACUUUCAGUUCUUGGCUGGCGCCAUUGCUGGUAUUUCCGAAAUCUUGACCAUGUAUCCUUUGGACGUGGUCAAGACGCGUGCACAGUUGAGCACCACGGGUAACGUCGGCAUUGUUCAGAGUCUGAAGGAUAUCGUCAAGAAGGAAGGUCCUGCUACACUUUACCGUGGUAUUGCAGCCCCCAUUCUCGUCGAAGCACCCAAGCGUGCGACCAAGUUUGCCGCCAACGAACAAUACACGACGCUUUACAAAAAGAUGUUUGGCAUGGACAAGGUUACCCAGCCAUUGGCCAUUGCCACCGGUGUCAGCGCCGGUGUCACCGAAGCCGUCAUCAUCGUUCCUUUUGAACUGGUCAAGAUCCGCAUGCAGGACAAGGCCAAUUCUAGCAAAUACAACGGUACCAUGGAUGCGCUGCGAAAGAUCUUGAAGCAAGAAGGUCCUUUGGCUUUGUACAAUGGUUUGGAGGCCACCAUCUGGCGUCAUGCUGCUUGGAACGGUGGUUAUUUUGGUGUCAUUUUCGGUGUCAAGGAUAUCUUGCCCAAGCCAAAGACCAAGAACGAACAGUUGGCAAAUAACUUUGUCGCCGGCACCAUCGGUGGUACCUUUGGUACUAUGCUCAAUACCCCCAUGGAUGUCGUCAAGACUAGAAUCCAAGGCUACACCGGUGUUGGACCCAAGAAAUACAGCUGGACCGUGCCAUCGUUGGCUUUGGUCGCCAAGGAAGAAGGUGUUGCUGCUUUAUAUCGUGGUUUCACCGCAAAGGUGCUUCGUCUUGGUCCUGGUGGCGGUAUUCUGUUGGUUGUCUUUGACACUGUAUCUACUUUUAUGCGCAAGCACUUUAUGUAAACAACAACAACAACAACGAUUCGAAAAAAAGAAAAAACAAAAUUGCAAUAGAAUUUGUAAAGUAUCAUAAUCAUUAAGAAAAAAAAAAGUUA
Molecule: messenger RNA, 1015 nt
Organism: Zychaea mexicana
Lineage: Eukaryota; Fungi; Mucoromycota; Mucoromycetes; Mucorales; Lichtheimiaceae
Product: mitochondrial carrier domain-containing protein
Exons: 7
Coding region: 42-923 (293 amino acids)
Biological process (GO): transmembrane transport
Source: RefSeq, a predicted model, not a curated record